This is a messenger RNA of Closterium sp. Yama58-4, 876 nucleotides long. Lineage: Eukaryota; Viridiplantae; Streptophyta; Zygnematophyceae; Desmidiales; Closteriaceae. The record is from the annotation of a GenBank genome assembly.
AUGGGGGAGACGGAUCGCGAGAGGCGGCACAUGGCGUGGCGGCAAUUGGUGGAGCAGGCGAUGGAGGGCGGCGAGCUGGACAAUGAAAAGUUUCUGGAGAAGAUGAGGCGACGGCUGGACAGCGUUGGCGUGUCGUUCCCCGGAGUGGAGGUGCGCUUUGAGGGGGUGAGCGCGUCCGCCAAGGUGCGAGUGGGGAAGAGGGGCCUGCCUACGCUGCCCAACCAGCUCUCGAAUUCUGUCGGCGCCGUGCUGCGGGAGCUGCGGCUACUCAAGGACCAGCGCCGCCUGUUCUUCGCCCUCGACGGCUGCUCUGGCAUCCUCAAGCCUGGCAGGAUGACGCUGCGGCUGGGCCCACCAGGCAGCGGCAAGUCAGCGCUGCUGAGGAUCCUCUUAGAGAUGAUCCAGGCUGAUCAGCACUUAAUUUACACCUGCAUUACUCCCAAUACAACCCACCCCUCCUCCUUCCCAACACACAGGAUGACGCUGCUGCUGGGCCCACCAGGCAGCGGCAAGUCAGCGCUGCAGAGGAUCCUCUUAGAGAUGCUCCAGGCUGAUCAGCACUUGAUUUACACCUGCAUUACUCCCAAUACAACCCACCCCUCCUCCUUCCCAACACGCAGGAUGACGCUGCUGCUCGGCCCACCAGGCAGCGGCAAGUCAACGCUGCUGAAGAUCCUGGCAGGGAAGGCGGAGAGGGAGCUGCGCGUGCAGGGCGAGGUCACGUACAACGGCCGCCGGGGCAGCCAGUUUGUGCUGCCGCGGACCGUGGCGUUUGUGCCUCAGACCGACACCCACAUCGGCGAGAUGACUGUCCGGGAGACCCUCGAGUUCUCCGCUCGCCUGCAGGGGCCCGGCCACCGGGCAGGUGAGGAUUGA